Molecule: messenger RNA, 2749 nt
Organism: Epinephelus fuscoguttatus (brown-marbled grouper)
Lineage: Eukaryota; Metazoa; Chordata; Actinopteri; Perciformes; Serranidae
Gene: prlra
Product: prolactin receptor a
Exons: 10
Coding region: 280-2124 (614 amino acids)
Biological process (GO): cytokine-mediated signaling pathway
Cellular component (GO): membrane; signaling receptor complex; external side of plasma membrane
Molecular function (GO): cytokine receptor activity; cytokine binding
Source: RefSeq, a predicted model, not a curated record
GAUAACACAGACUCACACAGUGGAUGCUGCGAUCUCCUCGCUGGCGGGACGGCUGAGCUGCCGGUAAUGCGUGUGUCCUUGUCUGCUGUCAUCCCGGUAAAGCAGUUACACAAGUCGGUAAGUCCGCUCUCUUGGGAGCGGGCAGAGGAGUCACCACGGAGGAGUCACCGAGGGACAGACUGAAAACUUCUCUCAACUGCUGAUAAAGACUUGUCCCCCUGGAUGACAGCUGACUGAUUGGCAUCGGUUUUUUCCUUUGGGCCAACGCUUUGUGGUGCCAUGAUGAAGAAAGUCUGGGAAGUGAUCCUGCUGUUGUUGCUGCUGCUCUUCACAGAGCAUGCAAAGGGAAAACGUCACAGCCCGCCAGGGAAACCCACACUGACCAGAUGUCGUUCUCCAGAGAAAGAGACCUUCACCUGCUGGUGGGAGCCAGGCUCUGAUGGGGGACUGCCCACCACCCAUGCCCUGUACUACCGCAAAGAAAACUCUGACACAUUGUACGAGUGUCCCGACUACCACGCAGCCGGAGAGAAUUCCUGCUUCUUCAACAAGAACGACACAUCCAUCUGGGUCAACUACAACAUCACUGUGGUGGCCACCAACGCACUGGGCAGCACCUUCUCCGACCCUGUGGAUGUAGAUGUGGUGUACAUUGUCAAGCCUAAUCCUCCAGAGAAGGUAACGGUGACUGUAAUGGAGGAUAAGGGCUGGCCCUUUCUGCGGGUGUCAUGGGAACCGCCACAUAAGGCUGACACCCGCUCUGGUUGGAUCACGCUCAUCUACGAGCUCCGCGUCAAGUUGGAGGGGGAAAAUGACUGGGAGAUGCACCUAGCAGGCCAGCAGAAGAUAUUUAACAUCUUCAGCCUGCGGUCAGGUGGUAAAUACCUUGUUCAGGUGCGCUGUAAGCCUGAUCAUGGCUUUUGGAGUGAAUGGAGUUCAACUUCCUACAUCAAAGUUCCUGACUAUUUUCAUCGGGAGAAGUCAGUGUGGAUCCUCAUAACGGUCUUUUGUGCCUUCAUCUUCCUCAUCCUCACAUGGUUGCUACACAUGAACAGCCGCAGUCUGAAGCAUUUCAUUCUGCCUCCAGUCCCUGGCCCUAAAAUCAAAGGAUUUGAUAAGCAGCUUCUCAAAAAUGGCAAAUCUGACAAUGUCUUCAGUGCACUGGUGGUGUCUGAUUUCCCUCCAACCACAUCAUCUAACUAUGAGGACUUGCUGGUGGAGUACUUGGAGGUGUACGUCCCAGAGGAGCAGGAGCUGAUACUGGAGGAAAGCAAGGAUCUACAGGAUAGCUGCCUAAAAUCUGAGAGUUCCACAUGUGACAGCGACUCUGGCCGAGGCAGCUGCGACAGCCACACUCUGCUGAUGGAGAAGUGUGAAGAUACAAAAGAAGAAGAGAGGCAAGCAGAUCGGGAAAGCGGUCGAAUGCAAACGGAGGCACAGUGGCGCCAGAAGGACUGGGAGCAGGAAGCGCUGACCUAUGCUCAUGGAGACAUGGUUAGCCCUGACAUGUCCAGUGGGAGGGUGAAGACCUGGCCCUCUGUGUUUUCUCCGCUGCCCCAGUACAGCUCAAACCCACUGGACCAACAGAGCUCACUUGAGAUGGCUAAACAGCAUUCCCUCUCGACAUCCUCCUAUCUCACUCAGCCUGGCCAUGGCACCAAGGAGACUCUCGGGCCGAGCUACUGGGACUUCUGCAUGAGCGACAAGCAGCCUCAUCUGCUCCAUCCUCAGACGCAGGCUCACCGGCAACUCCAGGCCCACAGCGAUGUCAACAUCUCCAGCAUCGGUUGCAAACCGGCACCUGCUGGUCUGCAGUCACCAGCUCUCCGGGCCACAGAGUACGUUGAGGUCCAGAGGGUCAGCGAGGAGGAUAUGGUGCUUCUCCAGCCCGUUGUGUCAGGCUGUGGCCGCAUGGAAGGCUGCCCCCAGAUGCACCAGGGGGAGGACUACAGCAAGGUAAAGGUGAAUGGAAUGACUGGGAACUGCCACACAUCAUCAACUGUUAGCACUAUGCAGAAGCCUUCAGCCUGCAAUCACACUGCCAUGCAGGUACAGGACGAAACGGCCCUGGGAGUGAAUGGAUAUGUUGACACUGCCACCAUGAGCACUCCAGCCAUUUGCUAGGUGGCCCACAAGCCCUACUGGCAGGUCUGGGACAUUGCAAGACCUGUUUCAGGCCAGAACUGAGACAAAAAUGGGUGACUCCUUCAAAAAAUUGUUGCAAGGACAACAAUUACUUGUCACAGUUAUUUAUUUCUCAUCUUAUUCUCAUGUAAGAGACUUCUUUUCAUUAAUUACACUGCAGUGACACGCUCUUGAGAUUUCAAAAGAAUUUGAUUGAAUGAUCUGAAUAAUAAUCUUGCAGUAAACUUUAUGAAGAAUAUAAUUGAUUGUAUAAGUUAUGUGGUAUAUGCUGUCAUAAUGAUGUGUAUAUUAUGAUAUGUCUGAGACAAAUCUUGUUCUUGGUACAGGCACACAUUUUAAUGUCUUGAACUUUUUUAAUAUCUUUGAUGGAAUAUAUUGAUGCAUACUGAUGUAAUGUAUCUGUAAAUUAUUUGUGUAAAUCAAACUUGCAGGAAGCUCAAACAUAAAAUGUUUUUGUUUUGUUUCAGUUCUUGUCUGUGUAUUUUCUCUCUGCUCCUUGUGGAAAACAUCUUCAAGUCAUUCAGGCUGUACUGAGGGGGCUGCAGCUCCCCCUGCUGGUUUGAGUAAAACACUGUGAAAAUACAAUUUUUGCUUUUCAAAUCAU